Menidia menidia (Atlantic silverside) is the source of this 276-nucleotide messenger RNA. NCBI's taxonomy places the organism in Eukaryota, Metazoa, Chordata, Actinopteri, Atheriniformes, Atherinopsidae. The record is from the annotation of a GenBank genome assembly.
AUGGCCAGCAGCGAAUAUUCUCCUGUGUGCUCUGAGGCUCAGAGGGUUUCUAAUGCGCACCGUCCUGUGCUUUCAGAACCAGGCGCUGACCUCAGAGUGGUUCUGGUGGGUCAGGAGAGAGUGGGAAAGAGCUCAGCGGGAAACACCAUCCUGGGAAAGAAGGAGUUUAACUGUCGGAUCAGCUCCAUCCCGCUGACUCUGAGCUCUGAAAAGAUAGAGGGAGAGUUUGAGGGCCGCAGAGUCCUGCUCUCAGAGCCUCAACCUGAGAUGGACUAA